Anthostomella pinea is the source of this 843-nucleotide messenger RNA. The record is from the annotation of a GenBank genome assembly. Lineage: Eukaryota; Fungi; Ascomycota; Sordariomycetes; Xylariales; Xylariaceae.
AUGUCCGACGACCAAAUAACCGACCGUGUGCGCCAGCACUACAGUGCAGCGUCGCAAGGCAACAACGCAGCGUAUAGCCGCUCCAUCGCAACUGCUUUUGGAUACACCGAGGAAGACCUUGCCGGAGCUCCCAAGGAAGCAAAUCUCGGAUUGAGCUGCGGGAACCCGCUUGCGAUAGCCAAGCUUCGAGAGGGAGAAGUUGUCAUCGAUCUCGGGAGCGGCGCCGGGUUCGACGUCUUCCAAGUCUCCAACAAAGUCGGAUCCACCGGCCAGGUCAUCGGAGUAGAUUCAAACAAGGACAUGCUUGCUCGCGCAAACAAGAUCAAAGCAGACCAGGGCAAGGAGAACGUCCAGUUCAUCGAGUCAGACAUCACCGCCAUAGCCCUCCCGGCCGGCACCGCCGACUGCAUCAUCUCGAACUGCGUCAUCAACCUGGUUCCCGACAGCCAGAAGCAGCUGGUCUUCAACGAGAUCUUCCGCCUCCUGAAGCCGGGCGGCCGGGUCGCGGUCUCGGAUAUCCUGGCCAAGAAGACGCUGCCGGAGAGUCUGCGGAACGACAUGGCGCUGUAUGUUGGGUGCAUUGCUGGGGCUAGUCAGGUCGACGAGUACAGGAAGUAUCUCUCGAAUGCGGGCUUUCGGGACUCUUUGAUCUCAGACACGCAUAGCAACUUGAAUGCGUACCUCGAAUCUGGUGACGGGGCCCAAAGCAGCUGCUGCUCACCUCCGUCCUCGGGGAAUAUACCCGAGAUUCAGAAGAAAGUCGCCAAGGGAUCGCUCGACUUCAACGAGUGGGCCGGCUCGUACAAGGUCUAUGCUGUGAAGCCUGCUUCAGAUGCGACUUGA